This is a messenger RNA of Cannabis sativa, 819 nucleotides long. RefSeq lists its product as uncharacterized. The transcript is spliced from 2 exons. The record is from RefSeq and is a predicted model, not a curated record. Lineage: Eukaryota; Viridiplantae; Streptophyta; Magnoliopsida; Rosales; Cannabaceae. Bases 1 to 819 code for a protein of 272 amino acids.
AUGGGAUGCAUUUUAAGGAUUGGGAUAAACUGUGUCUUCCCCAAUCCUGUGGAGGGUUGGGUUUUUCAGAAACCUAAGGAAAUGAAUCAGGCUUAUCUGGCUAAGUGGGGGUGGAACCUGUUAACUGGGAGUCAAUCUCUUUGCUGCAGGAUAUUGGAAGCAAAGUACCUGAAAGGAAAAGAUUACCUUAUCUGCAACCAAAGAUAUUUUGAGAAAAGGGCGUGUAAAAUAAUCGCGGAUGGAAAUGAUAAGAGAAUUUGGGAGAAUCCCUGGAUCUCCCAUGGCAAGGAGUUCUAUCCUAAGGCGAAUGAUGCUAGAGUUACGGGUUAUAACAGAGUGGUUAAUCUCCUUACAAAUUAUGGGGAUUGGGAUAUUCGAAAAUUGAAUUAUCCUUUUGAUAAAGAAUCUGUUUCAGCCAUCCUGAAAGGAGGUAGACCCUCUGGUCAGGGUAUGGAUAGGUGGAUUUGGACGAAGGAGAGUAAUGGACGUUUCUUGUGUAAAUCAGCUUAUCUCAUCCAAGCUUUAGAAAUGGCUCCUCAUUAUGACGUAGCUCCAUUCCUCUGGAACAAACCGUGGAAUAGUAACAUAUUGGAAUGCCAUAAGAUAAUGUGGUGGUGUAUACUAUCUAAGGCCCUCCCUAUUCGCGCUAUUCUUUCUAAGAGAUUCCAUUUAGAGGAUGUAGCCUGCCCCUUAUGUGGGGGUGGUGAGGAAACUUUGGAGCACUUAUUUCUGACUUGUAAUUGGGCAUUUCAUUUGUGGUGGUCGUUCCCGUGGGGUAUUUUUCCCAUUUCUAAUUCUGGCAUUCGUUUGUGGGAUUGA